CAAUGUUACGUCGUCAGGACGAAUAUGGGAAUCACAAAGUUAUGUCCCUGGAACGCGUCGUGGCAACGAAUAUGGUCCGGUCCAGGUACAUCGUCACAACGUAACUGUGUUAGCUGGGUUUACUUUUCCGUCUUAUUUGGGGGUGAAAUAUGAAUUCAACAUUUCUUAAACCAUGCAGCUAACGCAAUUUAGCUUUUUCAUUCACAGAUUGCGAUUUGUCUCAGAGACGUCCAUUUGAGCAUGCGCAUAACAUUACGUCAGUCAUGUUUGCAUCUUCUGUUGGCUGCUAAAUACAAAGGACAGCUGCAUUCAUUUCAAUGUUGAUCCAAUUUACACAACCAGUUUAAGUUGUUAUAUAGGUAGUUUGCAACUUUAUUUAAUCAUGUUUAGAGAAUUUAAGAAUUAUUUACCAUCCGCGAGCAUUUGCAUUGUCUUAUUUACACUUGUGUACGCUUCACAGUCACGCGUGGCAUUUGUACCAAAUCCCUCGAGGGAUCCGACUUCAACAUUGAACAGGAGUUUUGAAACUUCUUUUCACGAAACUGCUCUCAAACGCCCCGAUUCGCCUUAUUUACAACUUCCCAUAUUCCAGCAUUCUCGAGUACCUCUUCUGGACAAAGAACAGUUUUCUCCCGCGCAUGGAUCGGGUCGCGAGGAACUACCGGAAGGCACGAAAAACGUUCUCAUCCCUCCCGUCGGCGCCGCGCAACAAGCGUCCCAUCGCAGCAGUCGAUCGCGCGGAAUAAACGUCGCUUGUUACUUGAAGAAAAUGAUUGUUCGAGUUAACAAACAGAUUUUAGGACCCGAAGUCCUUGAGGGCAAAUUAAAACUGGGCACGUGUGACAUCAGCAAGACUACGAGGAAAUAUCAUCAGUUUAUUUACGACAUGGAUCAGUGUGGCAGUAAGAGGAAGUUGAUAAAAAACAGAGUUACUUAUUCCAACGUACUGCACUUUCCAGAGAUUUCCCCGGGUCCAAUUCGCCGUGCCAUGCCUUUCUCGAAUGAAAUUGAGUGUCACUUUAACAGGUAUCAUUACUCGUACAAAAUUGGUUUCAUGCCCCAAGUAGAAUAUCAGAGCUACUUCAGACCCCUGAAAACAACGGACAGUGUUGUGCUCACGCCCCGUGAUGCUAUGUGGAAACGGUUGUCCCCCACUGAAGCUUACACCAUUGGUGACUCCAUGUACUUUCAGGCAGACGGUCCCCCUCUUGCUGAGGACGAGAGGCUUUUCGUGGAUUCCUGCUAUGUGACUUCUGACAGUUCUCAUUUGUCCAUGCCUCGAUAUACAGUCAUCGAAAACCACGGGUGCAUGACUGAUAGUAAAAGCAGUAGAUGGUCCAGAUUCAUACAAAGUGAAGAAAGGAGCAUUGUGCAGUUUUCUUUGGAGGCUUUUCUGUUCCGUGGGAUGAUUGGAAAGCAUCUGUACAUGCAUUGUGACAUAUAUGUGGGAGGUAUAAAUCCAACACCAAGUUCAAAGUCGUGCACCUACAACCAGGCAACAAAACGAUGGGAAGAGUUAUAUGGUGUAAAUUCUGUGUGCUCGUGCUGCGACACCAACUGUCUGGGUUCUGAUCUGUCUGUGACCAGUAUCAAGGUGAUCACCAGUGAUAUCUGGACCAUGGAAUCUGAUUUCAAAAUUCUCGAGGAAGAACAAACAUCAACUUUAAUCUCUCCACCUUCAAUAGAGGUGGAUGUAGGCAUGGUCCAAACAAUAGCCACGUUGGCGCCUGAUGCAGGCCAACAUUUUUAUGUGACAGGACUGGCUGUGAUGGAGAAAGAAGAUGAAUUUGUAGAGCCACGCAGAAUAUUUGAGGAGGUAUUUGGACUGGACUGAACAAGGAGCAUUUCAGGUCAUGAGUGAAACAUUUGAUUUAAUUGCACUUGAAAUGGUAAUAAAUCGCAGCAUGCAAAUCAUUUUGAUUUAGGUAAUGCCGUAGGAUCUUCUAAUUGCUUUUUUGCUCUCUGACUCAUGUCUUGCACCUUGUAGGUAUUUCUAGUUGUAUUAGGAGAUAAGUUAUCUCCAUCCUAAUGUUUGAUUGAGCAAUAAUUAAAACUUGAGAAUUUAUGUUGGUAUUAUUAAAAGCUUAAGAUAAAUUAAAUUAAUAAUGUAACUGCUUUGUGAAGUGUUAUUUUGUGUUUAAAAGGGAUACAUACAUUGUUGCGUUGCUUGUAAGGGAGGUGAGUGAAGAUAUAGAAAUUACAUACACAGUCAUUGCAAAGACACGUACAGACGCAAACUCGUGGCAGGCGGUGCGAAUCGGGCAGCGCGAUUGCCGUGAACGCGCGUCAAUAUCAUCUUAUGCUGGGUUCACAC
Molecule: messenger RNA, 2314 nt
Organism: Triplophysa rosa
Lineage: Eukaryota; Metazoa; Chordata; Actinopteri; Cypriniformes; Nemacheilidae
Gene: zp3d.2
Product: zona pellucida glycoprotein 3d tandem duplicate 2
Exons: 8
Coding region: 383-1834 (483 amino acids)
Biological process (GO): egg coat formation; positive regulation of acrosome reaction; binding of sperm to zona pellucida
Cellular component (GO): extracellular matrix
Molecular function (GO): acrosin binding
Source: RefSeq, a predicted model, not a curated record